AAAGUGCUCUGUUUGCGUCCCGAAAUUUGUCAACAGAUCGCCCGAUUACACGUGUGUGGAGGUUAAAUUAUCCGUUUACCCUGAUAUGAUUAUUCCGAUUACUUGAAAGAUUAGUCUCUCGUUCGGUCCCGCAUUCCGUGGCUUGUUUGUGAACCUGUCGAUCCAGUAAACACCGUGGGUGCAGAGCAGAUUCUCGGGACCUGUGUUCACGCUUGUAAUCGUCAUCAUAGAACGUGACCGCCUGACAAGUGGAAAUGGCUGAGCACCCUUACCAAAAGUUCAUUAAGACGGUAGCAGAUGGUGAUAAGACUUACAAAUACUUUGAUCUCCCACAAAUUAAUAGUAAAUAUGAAAAAUUACCAUACUCCAUCCGAGUCUUAGUAGAGUCAGCUGUCCGAAACUGUGACAACUUUCAAGUAACAACCAAAGAUGUUGAAAAUGCCUUUGACUGGGCGGAAAAGCAAAAGGUUGAAGGAGGUGUUGAGUUUGCGUUCAAACCUGCCAGAGUUAUUUUACAAGAUUUCACUGGAGUGCCUGCCGUAGUUGAUUUUGCUGCCAUGCGAGAUGCCGUGAAAAGUCUCAAUGGAGAUCCGGAGAAAAUCAACCCGAUCUGUCCAUCUGAUCUAGUAAUUGAUCAUUCUGUUCAGGUGGAUUUCGUUCGAACCUCUGAUGCAGCUGAAAAAAAUGAACAACUUGAAUUUGAAAGAAACAAAGAACGAUUUACAUUCCUCAAGUGGGGAGCCAAAGCUUUCCAAAAUAUGUUAAUAGUACCACCAGGCUCUGGAAUUGUUCAUCAAAUCAAUUUGGAACAUCUGGCUCGUGUUGUGUUCAUGGAUGGCGAUACCCUCUACCCAGAUUCAGUUGUUGGCACUGACUCCCACACUACCAUGAUCAAUGGUCUUGGUGUCGUAGGCUGGGGUGUUGGAGGAAUUGAAGCUGAGGCUGUCAUGCUAGGACAAGCCAUCUCUAUGCUUCUGCCAGAAGUUGUCGGAUACAAAAUUGUUGGAAAACUGAACCAGUAUGCCACUUCAACUGAUCUUGUUCUAACCAUCACAAAACAUUUGAGGCAGCUUGGAGUUGUUGGCAAAUUUGUUGAAUUCUUCGGCCCAGGUGUCGCAGAGCUUUCAAUUGCUGAUAGAGCAACAAUCAGUAACAUGUGUCCUGAGUAUGGUGCCACAGUAGGAUUCUUCCCCAUCGAUGUAAAUAGCUUGAAUUAUCUCCGUCAAACAAAUCGCGGUGAGAGGAAAGUACAACUGAUUGAAAAGUACCUGAAACUAACAAAUAUGCUGCGCGACUUCAACAAUGCAGACCAAGACCCUGUGUUCACGCAAGUUGUGGAGUUAGACCUUUCCACUGUUGUAUCAUCAGUCAGCGGCCCAAAACGACCUCAUGAUAGAGUGUCCGUCUCUGAUAUGAAGCAGGACUUCUUGAGCUGUCUCACAAAUAAGGUGGGAUUCAAGGGGUACGGGCUGGGAGCGGACAAGUUGGACGUGACGGCGCCGUUCGUCUACGAGGGGAAGGAGUACACCCUCCGUCACGGAUCCGUCGUCAUCGCGGCCAUCACCUCCUGCACCAACACCAGCAACCCCAGCGUCAUGCUCGGAGCCGGUCUCUUGGCCAAGAAAGCGGUGGAGGCUGGUCUCUCGGUGGACCCGUACAUCAAGACGAGUCUGUCGCCCGGUUCGGGGGUCGUGACCUACUACCUCCGCGAGAGUGGGGUCGUGCCCUACCUCACCGCCCUGGGCUUCGACACCGUCGGAUUCGGGUGCAUGACCUGUAUCGGCAACAGUGGACCCCUGCCCGACCCCGUCGUUGCUGCCAUCGAAAAGCAUGAACUUGUCUGCUGCGGCGUCCUCUCGGGGAAUCGUAACUUCGAGGGCCGUAUCCACCCCAACACGAGAGCCAACUAUCUGGCCUCCCCUCUUUUGGUGAUCGCGUACGCCAUUGCUGGCCGUGUCGACAUCGAUUUCAAGACUGAACCUAUCGGUAUUAAUGCUGAUGGCAAAAAAAUAUUUUUAGAAAAUAUCUGGCCUUCAAGAUCAGAAAUCCAAGAAGUGGAAGAAAAAUACGUGAUUCCGUCCAUGUUCCACGAAGUGUACGCCUGCAUCGAGAACGGCUCCAACAGCUGGCAAUCGUUGGUUGCACCUGAGGGUCAGCUCUAUCCUUGGGACACAUCCUCCACCUAUAUCAAGAAGCCUCCGUUCUUUGAUGGAAUGACCAAAGAUCUCCCUUCUCCAAAGCCGAUCGAAAAUGCCCAUGUCCUCUUGCUGCUAGGUGAUUCAGUCACCACAGAUCACAUCAGUCCUGCUGGAAGCAUUGCAAGAAACAGCCCAGCCGCUCGUUACUUGGCUGAAAGAGGCUUGACUCCUCGUGAUUUCAAUUCAUACGGCUCAAGACGAGGUAACGAUGACAUCAUGGCAAGAGGAACCUUUGCAAACAUCCGACUGGUCAACAAGUUGGUCGACAAAACUGGUCCACGAACAAAACACAUCCCCUCUGGACAAGAGUAUGAUAUAUUUGAUGCAGCUCAAAUUUAUGCCAAAGAGAACAACCCCCUCAUCCUCAUUGUUGGAAAGGAGUACGGAUCAGGCUCCUCAAGAGAUUGGGCUGCCAAAGGACCUUUCCUUCUGGGUGUGAAAGCAGUUAUUGCUGAAUCUUUUGAAAGAAUCCAUCGCUCAAACUUAGUUGGAAUGGGAAUCGUACCCCUUCAAUUCUCACCUGGAGAGAAUGCUGAGAGCCUUAAAUUAACCGGCCAUGAGAAAUACACAAUUCCAAUCUCUCCUGACAUUAAGCCUCUUCAAAAGAUUACCGUAACGACCGACAGUGGCAAAUCAUUCACGGUCAUCGUCCGGUUCGACACCGAAGUCGAUUUGCUUUACUUCCAUCACGGAGGUAUCUUGAAUUACAUGGUGCGAAAAAUGUUGAAAUAAGUACCAUUCUUACAAUAAGCCAAUGGAAACGUCACAUCCUUAAGUUUAAGUAUUAUAUUGUUACAUUCUUUUAUGUUCAUUUUAGUAUUUGUAUUUUUAAGCUCUUGUCAUUAUCUUCCAAAUCUAGCAAAAUUUUUGAGCCUAAUAGCUAAUUUUUUCUAGAAUUAAAAGGCAAGGCCUUGCAUAAAAAAUAGGAGAUAAUGCUUGAACAGGACUGUUAAUAAGGGAUAAGCCAGCAACUUCAAAAAACUUAAAGUGAAAUUUAAUUCUAAUUCUUUUUUAAACUCGGAAAGACUAGUCGUAUUUUGUUCGACGAAACAUGUUUUCUGUUUUUUGUUAUUUGCGUCACUUUUCUUUGCAGCCAAUGAGAGUGGAGCUGCCAAAAGUGAGGUAAGAAAUCCGGUUUCAACUGUUUCAACCUCGCCAAAACAAGCUUGGAGGACGUUACGAUUGUUUCGAAACAAUGUUACAAACGCUGCCGAAUUGUGCAAAAUGAAAAAAUAGGCCACGCCCCUUAACAUAAAAAACAUUCGAACAAAAUACGGUUGUUACGAGGUGUUCCGAAUUGUUUCGUCAAACAAAAUACGACUACUUUUUAUAGAAGACUGAUGCUAUACCUUUUGAAUUUAGGCAAUUAGAGAGCUAAUUUUGGUUGCGUUUGAAAGAACAUCUUGUUUUCUGUCAGUUAAAACCAAGUUUACUUUAUUUGCCUUAAAUUUUACAAAAUUAUGAAGGUUUUAAAAAAGAAACAAAAAAAGUUUUACUGCCCCUUGCCAUUUCAAGCAUGAGUUUUCCUUCCUAGAAAAAAGCUCUUCAUCUAUACUAUAAGCUCUGAGACCUCCUAAUACACUAUAUUUUGAAACUUUGUUGACUAUAUGAAAUGGCCAGCAUAAAAUACUACUUGAAUAACCACAUCAAAAAAAUUUAAGUCAUCUCACAGCAUCUGGAUACUUUCGUGAGAAGUUAUGUCAGUCAGAUCUAUUUGAGUGAGUACUCACAGUUUUUGUGUGGUUAGUGCAUUUCAUCCAAAGAUUCUGUAUUUUGGUAUGGAAGAGGGAAAAGAACUUGAAAAGGAAGAACGUUUUGUGAUAUAUUGCCAAAACACAGAAUCUAAUUUUCGUAGAAAUAAUCAAUCACACAAAAACCGCAAAUACUUACCUAUCACUGCUGUUAGAUAUCGCAUGAAAGAUAUCGUUGUGAAGUAUUAUUUUAUUUUGUAGUGAUUUGUUUUCUUGUCUUAUUAUAUGUUGGCUACUCUACAAUGUUAAUGAAAUUUUGGAAAAUAGUGUUUGAAGAGCUUUACUCAGGACGAAAUACUCGUUCUUAAAAUGACAGGGGGUAGUAUAACUUUUUUUCAAACUUUCAAACAUUUUUCGAAGCGAAUUUUUGGGAAAAUAAAGUAAACUUUGUGUUAAUCGAUGAAAAACGAGUUGUCCCUUCAAAGCAACCACAAUCAGCUCCCUAGCUGCCUGAGCUCAAAUGUUACAGCACCAGUCUCAUUUAAUUAGGGACUGCCUUUGCUAUGUGUAUGACUUUGGACAGAAGUACGCUGAAAAGCAUCAACGUUUGUACCCUUUAUCAACCCACGGAGAUCCAGGGAAAAUACAUUAUACCGAUGAGUCAAUUCCUUCUUGCGUAAUGUCAUCCAUCUAAUAGUGCAACAUAUUCUGUUCCUUAUAUAUUUUGAGUUUUAGAAUUGUCUCACUCGCUUUCAUUAAUUUUAGUCCUUUCUUAAUGCUCGGAGUUAUCUUUUUGAUUAAAAGACUGUAAUGUUGUGCCGUACAAAUUUUAUUUUAUUAUAUUAGAUGAAGUUUUUAGCCUAAGUCACACUAUGUAAAAAAUUAAUCUCUCCCCAACACUCCAAUGCAUGAUACAUUUUUUGAUCAAAGUGAAUUAAUAGAUCAUUGUCAUUAAAACUUAGAGUCAUUUUACCUAUAAGUAUUUUAACAUCAUUGAAGUCGUUUGUCUACAGAAACCAAGUUUUGAUCAAAGUUUAAAAUAUUUUAACAUUUAUUAUCGCAUAAUAAGUUUUCUCAUCUUGCCGAACAAAAAUUUUAGCUCAAUCGUUACACUCAAAGUUUAAAACCCCGUUUUUAAAAAUUAACGAUCAAAGCAAGUUUUUGUUGUUUCAUCACUCAGCCAAAAUAAUUUAAAAUUCAAGAAAUGAAAAGCGAUCUUAAAAAUUAGGAGCAAAAUCAAAUUAUCAUAAAAAAAAUUGUGUUGUUUAUAAGUUUUUAAGCCAAAAAGUUGUCCUAUGAGAUUUCACUCAUUUUUCUUACGUCCAGAACAAAGUCCUGACCCUUGACUUUUCAUGUUCAAAAUUUCUUUUGUUUUAUAUAUCUAACAAUUUAUUUUACAGUCAAAUUUUGUUGAAUUUGUUCAAGUGGCAGGAAGUGUCAUGAAUUUUUUAUUUCUCAACUUAAAAAAUCUCCCAUGGCAGGAAAAAGGAAAUAAAAUAUCCCCUGUACUUAGAGAAAAUUAUUGUUGUCCUCUGAUAAGUAGGAUUGGACUUUUGUAGUUGUUUUUGUUCUCUUUAAUUCUUUACAAAGUUUUAAAAUAUGAAUCAUCGUGGUCUAUGCACUUUAUAAAAUUGCUAUUAUCCCUCCUUGUUUAAGCUUUAUGAUUUUUUAUUCUGAUGCCUGUGAAAUAUUGGUUGUUCUUUUGAUGGUCAUAAUUAAUAAUGAAUUUUUACACAAAGUUUUAUUUAUAUGUAUCCCAAAUAAUAUUGAUUAAAGUUUUCAUUUUAUA
Molecule: messenger RNA, 5678 nt
Organism: Bemisia tabaci
Lineage: Eukaryota; Metazoa; Arthropoda; Insecta; Hemiptera; Aleyrodidae
Product: cytoplasmic aconitate hydratase
Source: RefSeq, a predicted model, not a curated record